Capsicum annuum is the source of this 1905-nucleotide messenger RNA. Its product is annotated as phosphoethanolamine N-methyltransferase 1. The record is from RefSeq and is a predicted model, not a curated record. NCBI's taxonomy places the organism in Eukaryota, Viridiplantae, Streptophyta, Magnoliopsida, Solanales, Solanaceae.
UAUCAUUGGAGUUGUGUCUUUUCAAUACUUUUGUCAUGUCUAUAAAUAGAAGCAAAAUCAUGCAUCAGUAAUUGUAAAUCAAGGACUUUUUCUAGAUCUCGCAUUGCAGUUGAAGGUUGUUAACCUCCAUCUUCAGCUACUUCCAUCACAACUAUGGCUCCAGGAAUAGCACAAGAGCGUGAGAUUCAAAAGAGUUAUUGGAUCGAGCAAUCUGCUGGACUUAAAUUGGAGGCAAUGAUGCAUGUGCAUGAUUGUGAUGCAUCUGAUCUUGAUAAAGAGGAUAGGCAUGAGGUGCUUUCAUUGCUUCCGUCAUAUGAAGGGAAAUCCGUGUUGGAAUUGGGUGCUGGUAUUGGUCGUUUCACAGGAGACUUGGCCGAGAAGGCUGGGGAGCUUGUAGCAGUGGACUUUAUUGAAGGAGUUAUUAAGGAGAAUGAAAGCAUCAACGGGCACCACAAGAAUGUCAAGUUUAUGUGUGCUGAUGUGACUUCACCAGAUUUGACGUUUUCACCUGAAUCUGUGGACUUGAUAUUCUCUAACUGGCUACUGAUGUAUCUUUCUGAUGAAGAGGUGCAAGACCUUGCAGAGAGAAUGAUGACAUGGUUGAAAGUUGGGGGCUAUAUAUUUUUUAGAGAGACAUGCUUCCAUCAGUCAGGAGACAACAAGGGAAAGAACAACCCAACUCGCUAUCGGGAACCUAGAUUCUAUACAAAGGUUUUCCAAGAAUGUAAUGCUGGAAAAUCAUAUGAACUUUCUCUCAUCGGUGAUAAGUGUAUUGAAACUUAUAUAAGAAACAAAAGGAAUCAAAAUGAGAUUUGCUGGAUAUGGCAGAAGGUUCGUUCUGAGGAUGACAAGGGAUUCCCGCAUUUCUUGGACACUGUUCAGUACAAGUCUAAUGGCAUAACAGGAGGAAUUGGACAAGAGCGUGAGAUUCAAAAGAGUUAUUGGAUCGAGCAAACUGCUGGACUUAAAUUGGCGGCAAUGAUGCAUGUGCAUGAUCUUGAAGCAUCUGAUCUUGAUAAAGAGGAUAGGCAUGAGGUGCUUUCACUGCUCCCGUCAUAUGAAGGGAAAUUCGUGUUGGAAUUGGGUGCUGGUAUUGGUCGUUUAACAGGAGAUUUAGCCGAGAAGGCUUGGGAGCUCGUAGCAGUGGACUUUAUUGAACGAGUGAUUAAGGAGAAUGAAAGCAUCAACGGGCAUCACAAGAAUGUCAAGUUUAUGUGUGCUGAUGUGACUUCACCAGAUUUAACGUUUUCACCUGAAUCUGUGGACUUGAUAUUCUCUAACUGGCUACUGAUGUAUCUUUCUGAUGAAGAGGUGCAGGACCUUGCGGAGAGAAUGAUAACAUGGUUGAAAGUUGGUGGAUAUAUAUUUUUUAGAGAGACAUGCUUUCACCAGUCCGGAGACAACAAGGGAAAGAACAACCCAACUCAUUAUCGGGAACCUAGAUUCUAUACAAAGGUUUUCCAAGAAUGUAAUGCUGGAAAAUCAUAUGAACUUUCUCUUGUCGGUUAUAAGAGCAUGGAAACUUAUGUAAGAAACAAAAGGAAUCAAAAUGAGAUUUGCUGGAUAUGGCAGAAGGUUCCUUCUGAAAAUGACAGGGAAUUCCAACAUUUCUUGGACUAUGGUGCUGUUUGAACAACUUCUUCAAGAAAAUAAAAUGUACUAUGGUAUGGUACUGGUUUGUCAUGUUUCAUAAUGUAACAUACUGUAUGGUAUGCUAUUGUAUAUAAUGUAACGUACUGUAUGGUAUGGUAUUGUAUAUAAUAUAACGUACUGUAUGGUAUGGUAUUGUACAUAAUGUAAGGUAUUGUAUGAUAUGGUAUGGUAUUAUAUUGUAUCGUACAAUAUAAUGUUUGGUCGGACUGUAUCGUUCACUAUUGUUUAAUAACAGUUUUAUUAUUUGGAUUA